ACUUAAACUGUGAUGAAACUUGUAGCUCAUCAGCUUUCUCCAUGCCUACAGCUACAACCAUCUCAUCCCUUCCUACGGAAAUUCUCGAGAUUCUGCUCUUGUGGGAAUAUCCAAAAUGUGACACGCAUUAUUUGAAAAGAGAACUCCUUCGACUGUCUACCGUAUGCCGUCGUUUUCGUGAAAUUCUCGCACGCCAUAUAUAUCGCCAAUUUUCAUCCAGUUUGGACACCCGCCACCCACAGGCGCUUAUCGAAACAUUUUCUUUCCGUGGGCACUUCAUCACCACUCUCACAAUAAGUCUUCAGGCCAUCCAUCGAACGGGGCCUUCUCGGCCUUCUCAGAGGCUUUCAACUUUACUAGCGCUCUUUCGAUCGUCGACAAAACAUCUGACGAGCCUUCAGUCUCUCUAUCUCAACAUCAGACCCGAUUUCGGUGUAUACGCGCACUCUUCCUCAUCCUUUUUUCCUUAUCCCCCACCUCCAUCUGACAGUCGUCUUUUCACGGCGGAGCUCGAAGAGUUGAAAUCCCUUUUUAAAUCCCUUCCUCCUCAACUCGAGGAACUCAUACUCGCCGGUUUUUCCUGGCUGGAUGCUGCUCAGGAAGCCCGCUCUCGGCCACCCCUUGCCACAUCUAAUUUCCUGAGGGGCUGCCCAAAAGUCAAGGACAUCGAGUUGCCCGCUUCUUGGUGUCCCGAGGCGGAAUGGUUCCGUAGAGCCUUUGACGGUCGGCAAUUUGAGCACCUGCGAAUCGGUUUCAAGUAUUGGGGAUACCGUAAUUCAGCGACUCAUUCCUGUACUUCUAAAAAGUGCGAAUGGAGCGAAAGUAUCAUUGCAGUCUUCUCCAAUUCUUCCCAAUCUCUUAAAAGUGUUACCAUUGGCACUCCAUCGUUUCCUUACGCCCUCUUGAAGGCCGUCAUGCCUGGAGUCACAUCAUUAUCUCUUUUAAGCCUUGGUUUCGAUGAUGAUAGUUCCACCCUUAAUGCUUUCAUGAGGCCCUUUCUCAAAUCGCCUUUGGAGCGCCUAACCAUCAUGGAUUGCAUGGAGACCCCGGAAUCUUUAACAGAGUACAUAGAUCCCAGACCCCACAUACAAGCUUGGCGAGGUCAGUCGGGUUUUUACUGGCCAGCGUUGAAAUAUUUCAAGGCUGAUUUCGAACUCGAUCAACUCUCCAAAACAACACGUUAGAAUGAAGAUAAAUACGGAGCUGUAGAGCCAUUGAAAUGAGCGAAGAAUAUCGGCCAAUGUCGUCUGGGAGUGGCUCGACAGAUUUGUGAUCUUUUAAUGGAAUAUCGUGGUUUACGAGUUUUUUUUGCACCAUUUAAUGUCUCGUGUAACAUUUUUCAAUCUAAAAUACUCCAUCGACUC
This is a messenger RNA of Desarmillaria tabescens, 1364 nucleotides long. RefSeq lists its product as uncharacterized. The transcript is spliced from 3 exons. The record is from RefSeq and is a predicted model, not a curated record. Lineage: Eukaryota; Fungi; Basidiomycota; Agaricomycetes; Agaricales; Physalacriaceae. Bases 42 to 1184 code for a protein of 380 amino acids.